This is a messenger RNA of Akanthomyces muscarius, 1212 nucleotides long. RefSeq lists its product as uncharacterized. The record is from RefSeq and is a predicted model, not a curated record. Gene Ontology annotation, molecular function: O-methyltransferase activity. Lineage: Eukaryota; Fungi; Ascomycota; Sordariomycetes; Hypocreales; Cordycipitaceae. The transcript is spliced from 5 exons. Bases 1 to 1212 code for a protein of 403 amino acids.
AUGGCGCCUAUGCCAGAGUCAAACCCGAGUAUUGCUCUGAUUGAGCAGCUUUCGAAUCUUGCGCCUCUGCUGGCGUCAGGCGACAACACGAAAGCAAAGAAUCAGGCUAUCCAGCUUAGUCGCCAGCUAACUGGCAGCUUGUCUCACCCGGCCAGCGCUGCCGUAGAGCUAGCUUUUGCACCUUUCAUUACUGUGGCGGCACGAAUCGCAAUUGGCAUGGGCUUGUUUAAAUUGAUUGCCGACAAUCAAGGGCCAAUCUCCUCAAAAGACCUGGCUGAGAAGUCAAGUGGCGAAGAACUGUUGAUUAUCCGCACACUGCGCCCGCUGGCCUCUGUUGGAGUUGUCAAGGAGGCAGGCGAGCGACUGUGGGAGCCCACGCCAGUGACACACGCCAUGGCGACCGAGGAAAUCUCCGCAGGACAUCGAAUGAUUGGUGAAAUGAUUGUGGGCGCCGCGCAAAAAGCACCCAAGUACCUGAAAGAAUAUGGCUACCGGUGCCCUGCAGACCCCCGCGAUGGGCUGAUGCAGUUUGCCUUUCAAACCAAACUGACCACAUUUGAGCUCUUUAGCUCCAUGCCUCCAGUUCUGAGAGACUUUAAUCUCUUCAUGGGAAAUACCAUGGGUGCGCGAGACUAUUGGGUUGACUGGUAUCCCGUCGAGCAGCAGCUAUUGGACGGCGCCCACGACCGGACUCCCUUUCUCGUUGACGUCGGUGCCGGCAAGGGCCACGACCUUGUCGCCUUUCACGAAAAAUAUCCCAACAAAGGGAGACUCGUGCUGCAAGAUCUGGCUACUGUGACGGACAGCGUCAAGGAGACUCUCGACCCCGCAAUUGAUGUGAUGACUUAUAAUUUCUUCACAGAGCAGCCCGUCCAUGGUGCACGCGCAUACUUUUACCACCACAUCUUACACGACUGGUCCGACGAAAAAUGUCUGGAAAUACUGGCCCCUCUGAAAAAGGCCAUGACGCCGGGCUACUCCAAGGUUCUGCUUCACGAGAUGAUCGUGCCUGAGCUGGGCGCGUCCACGUUCCACGCCAUGCUGGACAUGACUAUGAUGGCGUUUAACGCGGGAAUGGAGCGGACUGAAAGACAGUGGCGCGAGCUGCUGGACAAGGCGGGCUUCGAAGUGGUGAAGGUCUGGGCGCCGAUGCAGGAAGACGCGGAUGGUAUCGUAGAGGCUAUGGUGAAGGUGGAUGCACCAUUUUCUUGA